UAUUGCCGCGCAAGGUAUUUCUCGCGACCGAAUCUGUGCGUAGAAUUUUUUGUUUUAAAGGGUUUUCCCAGGAUCUUGACAGCUGCCGAACGCAGCGAGGCAGGCAUGAGGACUUUUUGGACUAUCGUUCUUUGCGUAAUCACCGUGAUCGCUGCGGUGUACGCCAAGCCUACGAUUUACAAAAAAAAUCAAGAUAAUGUAUUCGAACCAGUGAUGGUACCCGUUUCAUCCACGGUAAUUCCAUUGCCGGUGUACAAAGUAGGCUAUGGCUUAGGUUUCAUAUCAAAAGAUAAGAAGACCCAAUCAUCAUUCAAACCAGAAGAUGGCAUAAAAUUGAUUACGAUCAGCAAAGUUCAAGAAAAGAAGAUCUGAUAUAAAUGUGAAUAUUCUAAGUUAUGUCAAGUAAUAUUUGUUGGAGGCGUGCAUCUUCCGAAAAUGUUAGAAACGUGUGCGCCUGUUAAGUUAUCUAAUUAAGAAACUCUAUACACCAAAAAAAUAUGAACCUCCAUAAAUGUUAAUCUUUAAUUAUUUUAUCAUCGAAAAUAUGUAUUUUAUCUCUAAGAUAUUAAAUCAAAACU
Messenger RNA from Cyphomyrmex costatus, 578 nucleotides. RefSeq lists its product as uncharacterized. NCBI's taxonomy places the organism in Eukaryota, Metazoa, Arthropoda, Insecta, Hymenoptera, Formicidae. The transcript has 3 exons. Bases 106 to 372 code for a protein of 88 amino acids. The record is from RefSeq and is a predicted model, not a curated record.